Messenger RNA from Cyprinodon variegatus (sheepshead minnow), 3312 nucleotides. RefSeq names its product MER proto-oncogene, tyrosine kinase (gene mertka). Gene Ontology annotation, cellular component: signaling receptor complex. The record is from RefSeq and is a predicted model, not a curated record. The transcript has 19 exons. The coding region runs from base 150 to 3008 and encodes 952 amino acids. Lineage: Eukaryota; Metazoa; Chordata; Actinopteri; Cyprinodontiformes; Cyprinodontidae. Gene Ontology annotation, molecular function: transmembrane receptor protein tyrosine kinase activity; ATP binding; protein binding. Gene Ontology annotation, biological process: nervous system development; positive regulation of kinase activity; cell surface receptor protein tyrosine kinase signaling pathway.
CAACCUCACUGAAAAAGCGUUGAACCCGCUACUGUGGCUGAUGCUGCGUUCAUUCUGAGCUGAACCGUCCGGAACACAGUAGCCUUAAAAACUUUACCUGUUACCGCUGUGGGACCAAAGGGCAGCUACUUGGUGGGAUCAGAUUAUUGAUGGAAAAUAUGUUAAACUCUGGCUGUUUUGGAGCUGCUGCGCUGCUGAUCACAGCCUGUUUGCUGGGGACUUCUCUCAGCGUUCAGCAAUCUAGGGACAACUUCCACAGACCAACCAGGUCCUUUGAUCCUGUUGUGGUUCCACGCCAUAGUUCCCCAGUUUAUCUGAGCAAAGACCAGCUCAAACAGCUGCAGUUCAAACCCACCAUCCACUCUAUCCAGCUGUCAGUGGACCAAGAGGCUAAAUUCAACUGUUCAAUUGACAUCCCCGAUACAAGACUGGACCCCUACAUUGUGUGGAAGAAGAACGGGGAGGACCUGUCCCAUGACCAUCACCUGGGGAUCAAUGAACUCAAGAGCACCGCAGAUGGAGUCACGUCUGUCCUCUCCACUGUCAUCAUUAAAAAGGUGCAGAGAGGUGAUGCUGGAGAAUAUUACUGCACGCUGAGUGUCAACAAUGUGAUUAAAAGGUCUCAGUCAGUCUUUUUGGAGGUAGAAGGUCUGCCAUCAUUUACACAUCAACCAGAGAACUUGAAUGUGACAAGCGGCACACCUUUCACCCUGACCUGCAGCGCAGUGGGGCCUCCAGAACCAGUUUAUAUUCGUUGGCUCCAAGAUGGACUACAUGUCACUGAGAAAAUGGUGUCUCCCAACAACUGGACUGUGGAAGGUGUUUACAAGCAAACUCGGUUCGGCUGCGAAGCUCACAAUGCGAGGGGUGUCACUACGUCCUUGGCAGCUGAGAUUAACGUCAAAGUUCUUCCCAGUCCUGUGACUCAUCUUAAGGUGAUGGAGAAACGGCCAAAUAAGCUUUUACUGAGCUGGAUCCCUGGACACGAUGGCUUCUCUCCCCUCACCAACUGUAACAUCAGGGUUAGGGAGGUGAGUCAGAGGAAAGGGGAGGUGACUACAACCAGGUUCGUCAACGUCACAGUACCGCCUUUCCAUUGUGAAGUCCCCGGGCUCAGAGCUAUGACGAGGUACAACAUGAGUGUUUCCUGUAGCAAUGAGUUGGGGGCCUCUCCAGUCUCCAUGUGGAUCCAGGACAACACCACAGAAGGAGUGCCAUCGAGUUACCCCAGCAAUAUCACUGUGCAGCUGAAUGGCACAAGCCUGGUGAUUAAGUGGAAACCUCCACCAGAGGACAAAAUAAACGGCAUCCUGCAGGGUUAUGAUGUCAUUGUAAAACACAGAGCAGGUCAAGAUGAGAUCAAGGUGCACACUGAGAACACAGUGGCUGUUGUCGAUAUAAAAACAUUCAACGUGACCUACAGUGUGGAGGUGGCUGCAUGUACGCAGGCAGGGAGCGGCAUGGUCAGCCAGCCAUUGUUGCUCUAUGUGCCGCCAAAAGACAAUGUGAUUCCUACAUCCAUCCCAGACACCGGGGUCCCAUACGCUGUCUCAGUCAUACUAGGCCUGUUUUGUGCCAUCGCUCUGCUGCUGCUUGUCAUCUGGGGGGUCCUGUGUGUACGGCACAAGACAUCUGUAUCCUGUUUUGGGUGGAAGCUGGGCAGUGCAGAACAGUCAGAGCCUGUGAUACAAUACACUAACCAGAGAUCAUACAGCCGCUCGGCUGUAGCCAUCACACUUGGGAACCUUGGUGUAAGUGAAGAACUCCAGGCCAAACUGCAGGACGUUAUGAUCGCAAGAAAUUUUCUUUCAAUUGGAAAAAUUCUUGGAGAAGGUGAAUUUGGCUCAGUUGUUGAGGGACGAUUAAAACACACAGACGGUACCUCAGAAAAAGUUGCAGUGAAGACAAUGAAAUUGGAAAGCUUCUCUCAAAGGGAAAUUGAAGAGUUUUUAAAUGAGGCGGCCUGCAUGAAAGAUUUCCACCAUCCUAAUGUCAUCAAUCUGCUGGGUGUGUGCUUAGAAAAUGGAUGCGGACAUUUUCCCAAACCUAUGGUCAUCCUCCCGUUUAUGAAACACGGAGAUCUUCAUAGCUUCCUGCUGCGCUCACGCCACGGAGAGAGCCCCAUGUUCCUACCCACUCAGAAUCUCCUGAGGUUCAUGGUUGACAUUGCUUUGGGUAUGGAGUAUCUCAGCAGUCGCAAUUUUCUGCAUCGCGAUCUGGCGGCACGUAACUGCAUGCUGCGAGAUGAUCUGACCGUCUGUGUCGCUGAUUUUGGGUUAUCAAAAAAGAUCUACAGCGGAGAUUAUUACAGGCAGGGAAGGAUAUCUAAAAUGCCCGUAAAGUGGAUUGCACUGGAAAGUCUCGCAGACAGAGUGUUCACUGUGAAGAGUGAUGUUUGGGCUUUUGGUGUAACCAUGUGGGAAAUUGCUACACGAGGCAUGACGCCAUACCCAGGGGUCCAGAACCAUGAGAUUUAUGAUUAUCUUGUGGAGGGCCACAGACUGAAGCAGCCACCCAACUGUUUGGAUGAACUGUAUGAGAUCAUGUACAGCUGCUGGAGAGCUGAUCCGGUAGACAGACCCUUGUUUCCACAACUGCGGGAAAUGUUGGAAAAGCUGGCAGAAAAGCUUCCAGAGUCUUCCAGUAGAGAGGAUAUUAUUUAUAUUAACACCAGCUUUCCUGAAGAGGACCCUGGGGAAGAAGUGGCUGCUGCAUGCUUUGCGUUAAGCUCCACCCCAUCCUGCAGCCGUCGGGUAGCGGAGAACGCUGUUGUUACUGCAGAUAUUCAUGGAUACAAGCAGCAGAGGGAGGAGGAGGUGGAGGAGGAGGAUAAUGAGGACAGUGAACGUUACGUAGUGGUGGUCUCUUCUAAUAAUACCUUAAGAUCCCCCUCAGUGGAGACUCCGCUUUUAUCAAGGGACACUUUGAGUCGAACAAAUGAAGAUCAAACGUUGGAUGCGGCGGCAGUGGAACACAGCUCAGAUGACGAUUCAUUCCUGUUAAAAUGAUUCCUAUAACAGCAAUGGACCUCUCACCAAAGUUCACCAGCAUUAACAACUUGCCCACAACCAUGCCCUGGAUCUUGUUAUUAUGAGCAGUAUUAGCUUCAGUAUGGCCAGCUUGUGUUUUAGUGUCUGGAAUAUUUAAUUUACCUCAACUCCAAACAUGUUUAAGGAUAUAUUUUGAUAAGCUUCUCUGAACUGUGAAACUGUUGUCGGAUUUGAAUAAAUGGGAUUCAGUGUAAAUAUGGAGAUGUACAGAGUGUUUAUAAAGAAAUCUUUUGUUGUAAAAAUAAAUUUUGUGCCAUAAAGA